Rotaria socialis is the source of this 1893-nucleotide messenger RNA. Lineage: Eukaryota; Metazoa; Rotifera; Eurotatoria; Philodinida; Philodinidae. The record is from the annotation of a GenBank genome assembly.
AUGAGAUCUUACAAGCAAGUUCAGUUACCAGACAAAGAAAUUAAUUUAGUUAAAGAUUUAACAUGUAAAUGGCUAUGCCAGGAUAUGAGACCAUUUUCAAUUGUAGAAGAUGUUGGCUUAAAAAAUCUAUUACAACAAUUUAUUUCAUUAGGUGCAACAUAUGGAGAAAUCGACUUGAAAAGUAUUUUUCGUGGGGCUGAUGUGUAUGCUAAGCACAUAUACAAAUUAGCUGAUGAUUAUCGUGCAAUUUUGAAAAAUCUAUUGCAAGAACCUUAUGAAAAUGGAUGUGUUUGUAUUAGUCCCGACUUAUGGACCGAUCCAUACAAGCAAAUUUCUUAUUUGGGUAUAUCAAUUUCAUUUGUUGAUAAAGAGUAUAUUUAUAAAUCAUUUGAUCUAUGCUGUGAACCUUAUACACAAGUUGAUCAUACUGGUGAAAAUAUUCUGUUGGCUAUCCGACAAUGUUUGGCACCGUUCGGUCUAAUUGAUUUCAAUAAAUUAAAUUUUGUAUCAGAUCGUGGUCCUAAUCUAGUUUCUGCAUUAAAAAAAUAUAAUACUUUAUAUUGCUAUCCACAUCGUGUGAAUAAUGUUCUGAAAUGUUCAUUUUAUCAAUCACAGUCAAAACAAGAACAAAUAACAAUAUCAGCUGCAACAGAUCAACACAAAAGUUCCAUCAACACUGCCAAUUCAACAGAUGUUGCUGAUACAAUAAAUGACGAAGUCAACCGUUCACCAUUAUCAACCGAUUCUGAAAAUGAUAAAAAUGAAUCAACUUUGCCGAUUAAAAAUAAAACAACACAUAGAAAGCAAUCAGUAACAACAACGAAUGUUGUUGUUGAUCCAAGAAAAUUAAAGUUUAAGGAUUUACAUCCAUCAGCACAAGAAAUCAUUAAAAUAAUAGUCCGUUGUAAAAAUUUGGUUCAAUUUGUGAAGAAAAGCGGCUGCAACAAAGAUAUUCAAUCUCUGGGCGGUGUUGCGUUGCAGCAGUCGACGGUUAUUCGUUGGUUGUCGUUAAUAGAGUUACUUGAAAGUAUUACAAGUUCAUUUAAAGAAACUAAACGAGUUUUAAUAAAUCGUAAACAACAAUCAAAAUUAAAUGGAAUUGAUGAAAAGAUCUUAAAACAAUUAAUUCGUUUAUUGAAACCUUUCAAACAUGUUUUGAAAAUUAUACAGACGACGAAUACUCCAUCACUACAUAUGGUAUUAGUAUGUACUCGAAUGUUGAAAGAUAAAUUAUCAUCAUUUGAAGAGUUAUUGAAAUACGAAGCACAAUCAUCAACAAAAGAUUUAGAUAAUAGUGAAGAAGUUGAAGAAGUUGAAGAGGUUCUCGAAAAUGAAGGAAUCGAAAUUCUUCGACUUCGAAUAUUGGACCUAUUGAAUGUUAUGUUUACAUUAGACAUUCAUCAUUACGUUGCAACAUUAUUACACCCGAAAUAUCGACAACUCAAAGGAUGCACAAGCAAUGAACGUGAACAAGCAUAUAAAUAUAUUCGAAAACAUAUUCAUACAACAGUAAAACAAAAUGAACAACAACAAGAUGAUUUUGAACCUGAUUUUGAACAAUCAACUAAUGUAUCUAAUAGUUCCGGCAGUGAAGAUUAUUCAUUCAAAGCGCCAAAGGCGGAUGAGUUAGAUCGUUAUUUAGCUAUGACUGUUGUAAAAGCCAAUUUAAUCGACAAUCCACUUAAGUUUUGGGAAAGCAAUCAACGUCCUUUUCCUAUGCUGUCUAAACUUGCACGUCAAAUACAUUGUAUACCGGCAUCGUCAGCCGGAGUCGAGCGGCAAUUUAGUGGCGCUGGUAUUGUUGUCAAUGAACGCCGAACUGCAUUAGAUCCUAAUCAAGUUAAUAACAUUUUAUUUAUUCGUUCCAUGGAAAAUAUGAAACUUGCUAAAUGA